AUGGACAAGGAAGGAGGAACAAUUUCCAGACCGCCCCUACUGAUAGGGCCUGAGAACUAUGACUACUGGAAAGCUAAGAUGAUGGCUUUCUUAAAAUCCAUUGACAGCAGAACAUGGAAAGCUAUUGAAAAUGGCUGGGAGGCUCCAGUUGUUCUUGACAAAGACGGGAACAAGACAACUGAGGUUAAGGCAGUAAAGGACUACUCAAAGGAUGAGGAUGAACUAGCUCUUGGUAACUCAAAAGCUCUAAAUGCCAUCUUCAAUGGAGUGGACAUCAAUAUGUUCAGACUUGUUAAACGAUGCACUGUAGCAAAGAAUGCAUGGGAAAUACUAAGGAAAGCACAUGAAGGAACAAGCAAGGUAAAAUUGUCUAAACUUCAGAUGCUUCGUACAAACUUUGAAAACCUGUGUAUGAAGGAAGAAGAGACCAUUCAUGAUUUUCACAUGAAUAUUCUAGAAUUUGCAAACUCAUUUGAUGCGUUAGGAGAACCCAUAUCUGAUGAGAAGCUUGUAAGCAAAAUUCUCAGAUCUCUUCCUAAGAGGUUUGACAUGAAGGUAACAGCAAUAGAAGAGUCUCAAGACCUAGCAACUAUUCAAGUAGAUGAGCUAAUAGGAUCUCUUCAAACCUAUGAGCUAGGCAUGAAUCAAAGAAAAGAAAAGAAAAAUAAAAGCUUAGCUUUUGCCUCCAACACUGGAGAAGAUGAAGAAUCAGAUCUGGAGAGUGAUGAAAGUUUGUCAGAAGCAAUGGUCUUGCUAGGAAGGCAAUUCAACCGAGUCAUGAAAAGAAUGGACAAAAAGUCUAAGUUCAAUGUGCCAAGCAUCAAGCUCGACAUCAACAAACAGACCAAUGAUCAAAGAAGGGCUAGAAGUGAUGAGAAAACCAGUCAGUCAGAAGGGGUCCAGUGUCAUGAAUGUGAAGGAUAUGGACACAUCAAAGCUGAAUGUCCUACCUUUCUGAAGAGACAAAGGAAAGGUCUGACUAUCACUUGGUCAGAUGAGGAUGACUCAGAGGAGGAAACUGAAAGUGGAUCUGCAAAACAUGUCAAUGCGUUGACAGGUGUGUGUGAAUCUGAUGCUGAAUCAUGUGAUGGAACAUCCUAUGAGGAACUGCUUACCACCUAUAAGGAUCUGUUCAUCAGAAGCAAUGAAGUUUACAAAGCGUUGGAAAAACAAAAGAAGGCGAAUUGUCAACUGCAGGCUGAGAAGAAUGAAUGUCUGGUAACAAUUGAUACUCUCAACAAAGAAAUUGAAAAACUGAAUGGUGACUUGGAGCAUGCUAGAAGACAAGUCAGAGUUUAUGGAUCAGGAGAAGAAAAAUUCCAAGCAAUGCUAUUGAAACAAAGUGCAGGAAAGAAACCAAUUGGCUUUGACUAUGAGAUUGUUGAUCAACAAAUGGGAUACAACAAAGCUACAAUCAGUACUCCCAUUGAGAAGACUUUUCCUGUCAGUGCUGGCUUUUUACCACCACAUCCUCCCACACACCAGGGAACUGACACUUGGUUAAAACCCAAACUUGAGCCUCCUGCACAGACUGGAUCGAUGCCUCAACAUCCUCCUCCACAUCGGAAUAACUGGUCAAGAACUAAAUCUAGAAGAAGGAACUGGAGAUGUCACUAUUGUGGUAGGAAAGGGCACAUAAGGCCUUAUUGCUAUAAAUUGUAUGGUUACCCAAAGAAUUUCCGGUCACCUGCACCAAAGCCAGAAAAUGUGAAGACUAAGAAAGAGUGGAAAGAAAAGGAGAAUGAUGUAUGUCUGAUAGCUCACACAUCACUACGAGCAUCAUCUAGACAAGAUUGUUAUGUAACCUUUGGUGAUGGAGCUAAAGGAGAGAUAAAAGGAAUUGGGAAUCUAAUCAACAAUGGAUUGCCAAAUCUAGAUAAUGUUCUAUUGGUGAAAGGCCUUACAACUAAUCUAAUCAGCAUUAGCCAGUUGUAUGAUCAAGGCAUGAAAGUAAACUUCACAAAGUCAGAAUGUCUUGUUACAAAUGAAGAAGGAAGACUCUUGAUGAAGGGUGUGAUGUCAAAGGACAACUGCUACUUAUGGGUCUCUGAAGAAGAAAACCACUUGUCCACGUGUCUCUUAAGCAAAGAGGAUAAAGUGAAGCCGUGGCAUCAAGAAAUUAGUCACUUACAUUUGAGAGGUUUGAAGAAGGUCAUAGCAGAAGAAGCAAUCAGGGGGAAUGCAAAGCUCAAGAUUGAGGAAGGAACUAUAUGUGGUGAGUGCCAAAUAUGCAAGCAAACCAUGGUGGCACAUCCAAGGCUCCAACAUCCGGUUACAUCUAGAGCACUUGAACUAUUAAACAUAGAUCUGAUGGGACCUAUGCAGACUGAAAGUCUUGGUGGUAAAAGAGAAAAAGAGGUUGUUAUUGUAAGAAUAAGAAGUGAUCAUGGCAAAGAAUUUGAGAAUGCAAAAUUCUUUGAUUUAUGUGCAUCAGAAGGAAUUUUUCUUGGAUACUCCACAAACAGCAGAGCUUACAGAGUUUAUAACUCUAGAACUAAAGUUACCAUGGAAUCAAUCAAUGUGAUAGUUGAUGCUGCACCAUCAACCAAAACAGAAGAUGUUGAAUCAUCCAUUCAACAGUCAUAUGAUAUUGUAUUUGAUGAAGUUUCAGGUUCUAACAAUGAAUCUACUAAUCCUAAAUCAGAACCUGCCCGUGUCAACAAAGUCCCAUUUAUCAGGGAUUUAGCUGAAGAAAAUAUUGUGAAGCUUGAUCAUGUUGCUAUUGAAGAACAGGUGGCUGACAUAUUCAGUAAAGCAUUGGAUGUUGUUGAGUUUGAAAGGCUAAGGGGCAAAUUAAGAAUUUGCCUGCAUAAGGAAUUGUAG
This is a messenger RNA of Trifolium pratense (red clover), 2823 nucleotides long. RefSeq lists its product as uncharacterized. Lineage: Eukaryota; Viridiplantae; Streptophyta; Magnoliopsida; Fabales; Fabaceae. Bases 1 to 2823 code for a protein of 940 amino acids. Gene Ontology annotation, molecular function: nucleic acid binding; zinc ion binding. The transcript is spliced from 3 exons. The record is from RefSeq and is a predicted model, not a curated record.